Oryzias melastigma (Indian medaka) is the source of this 7601-nucleotide messenger RNA. RefSeq names its product contactin 4 (gene cntn4). The record is from RefSeq and is a predicted model, not a curated record. NCBI's taxonomy places the organism in Eukaryota, Metazoa, Chordata, Actinopteri, Beloniformes, Adrianichthyidae. Gene Ontology annotation, cellular component: plasma membrane; axon. Gene Ontology annotation, biological process: cell-cell adhesion; axon guidance. Gene Ontology annotation, molecular function: protein binding. The coding region runs from base 767 to 3853 and encodes 1028 amino acids. The transcript is spliced from 23 exons.
UUUGAAAACCUUUGAGAAUCCUUUUUUUGCUUCAAAUGAAUUAUUGAUUCCAGCAUAAGAACCAAACCAACAGGUCCAUCAGUCUCAGCAACUGGACAUCCCAGCAUGAGGAAAGAGGAGGAUGAGGAUGAGGAUGGAGGGCGGGAAAAGUGCUGGUGAGACGAGUGGAGAGGAGAGGGAGUCUGUUCCGCUCGGAUGGCCGAAGCCGUCAGGAGGCAGCUCUGGAGAGGAGACGGACAAGACAGCGCUCCUGCUUCCUCGUUCCCUUUCUCCUCCGAGCGCGCGCGCGUGCGUCCCGCUCCAGCAGCGGCUCAGGCAGUGAGGGAGGGAGGAGGAGGAGGAGUUGACGCAUCGGAGCGAGUGAGCGCACCGACGCUUCACUUUCCCGGUGUGAGAGCUGCGAGGCGCCACGGCGUCAGCAACACGAGCGGAAGGCGCGGACUUACAGGCUGCCAUGGAGCCGCGCGGGCUCCGCUCGUGAGGCGCAGAGAUCCGGAGGAAGGAGCGAGGGAAAGAAGGACCGACGCGGCGGCGGCGGCUUUUACGCACGGAGGAGAGACGCAGCGCGUGCGCCGGGGGAGCAUGGCCGCGACCUCACAGUGAUGUUUUGUGCGCACACUUUGGUUUGGAGACGAACCACGGAUUAAUCUGCGCCCGUGAGAGCGCGGCCGCCGCGCGGGACAGAUCAGAAAACCGGAGAGGUGCAAAUCGGAUUCCAUACGUUUGCGAUUGGAUGUGAGAAUACUUUGACCCAACAAAAUUGAAAAUGACGUUGCUAUGGAAACUGCUGCUGCUGCAGUCACUUAUGGGGAGCCUUGCAGAGAGCAGCGUCCUGCAGAGCCCCGUCUUCACCAAGCAGCCCGGCAGCAUCGUGUACCCCGUGGAGAACGUGGAGAACGGCAGGGAGGUGGUGUUUAGCUGCGAGGCCCGGGGAAGCCCGACCCCCGCGUACCGGUGGAAAUUGAACGGCACAGAAAUCAUUCCCAAAGCCGGAUCUCAUUUCAGCCUCUCUGGAGGAAACCUCCGAAUCAGCCGCCUGAACAGAGAUCGAGACGCCGGGACGUAUCAGUGCCUCGCCUCCAACUCUUUUGGGACCAUCGUCAGCCGAGAGGCCAGCCUCACCUUCGCAUACCUGGAGAGCUUCAAGACCCAGAGAAGAAGCCCCGUUUCUGUGCGAGAAGGUCAAGGGAUGGUUCUGCUGUGCGGGCCGCCCCCGCACUCUGGAGAUCUCGUCUUUUCCUGGAUCUUCAACGAGUCCACCACCUUUGUGCAGCAGGAAACCCGCCGCUUCAUCUCACAGGAGACGGGGAACCUCUACAUCGCCAAAGUGGAGCCCUCGGACGUCGGCAACUACACCUGCGUGGUGACCAACACAGUAACGAAGACCAGGGUCCAGGGGCCCUCCACCCCGCUGGUGCUGCGCAGCGACGGUGUUAUGGGUGAAUAUGAACCAAAGAUUGAAGUUCAGUUUCCCGAGAUCGUUCACGUCGCCAAAGGAUCCACUGUCAAGCUGGAAUGCUUUGCUUUGGGAAACCCUGCGCCUUCUAUAACCUGGAGGAGGGAAGACGGCGCGCCCUUCCCCCGGAAAGUGGACACCAGGAAGACCAACGGCGUCCUGGAAAUCCCAUAUUUCCAGCAGGACGAUGUGGGCACGUACGAGUGUGUGGCGGAGAACUCCAGGGGGAUGAACACAGUGAAGGGGAAGCUCUCUUUUUAUGCACCUCCUCAUCUCAUCGAGAAGCCCCAAGAUGUCCAGAAGCUCAUCGACGACUCGCUGGUGUGGGAAUGCAAAGCUACCGGGAAGCCAAAGCCCUCUUACAGGUGGAUGAAGAACGGAGAGAACCUGGAGUCCACAGAGGAGCGCAUACAGGUUGCAAAUGGGGUUCUGUCUAUCAGCCGCCUGACCCUGUCUGACACGGGGAUGUACCAGUGUGUGGCGGGGAACAAGCACGGCGAGGUCUACUCCAACGCCGAGCUCAGGGUCAUCGCCGCUGCCCCAGAUUUUUCCCACAAUCAGCUGAGGAGCCAGACGAUGGUGAAGGUGGGCGGAGACGUGCUCAUCGAGUGCAGGCCAAAGAUGUCUCCCUGGGGCGUGAUCUCGUGGAGGAAGGGCAGCGAGCCGCUCCAGCAGACUAGCAGGAUCUCCAUCUUGGACAACGGCAGCCUUCGGAUAUGGAAUGUCACCAAAUCCGAUGCGGGCCUUUACACGUGCGUGGCGAGAAACCAGUUUGGGAUGGCGAGCAGCACAGGAAGCGUCACAGUCAAAGAGGCGAGUUUCAUCACCACGCAGCCGUCCACGCUGGACGCCACGGUGGGGGAGAGCGUGGUUCUGCCCUGCCAGGUGAGCCACGACCCGACCCUGGAGCUGAAGUUCACCUGGUUCUUCAACGAGCAGCUCAUUCACUUCGGGAGCCAUGACGGAUUCUUCGAGAAAGUGGGCGGUCAGCAUUCGGCGGGGGACAUUAUGAUACGAAACAUCCAGCUGAAGCAUGCUGGGAAGUACACGUGUGCAGUGCAGACCAAAGUGGACAGCAUCUCCAUCGCCCUGGACCUGGUCGUUAGAGGUCCCCCGGCGCCCCCGACCCACAUCCAUGUCGAAGAAAUCACCGACACCACAGCCUCUCUGUCCUGGAGGCCCGGUCCUGAUAAUCACAGUCCAAUUACAGCAUACACCAUCCAGGCCAGGACGCCGUUUUCCCUGGGGUGGCAGGCUGUCACCACGGUUCCCGAGGUGGUGGGGGGACGCCAGCUCACAGCCGCCGUAAUAGACCUGAAUCCUUGGGUGGAAUACGAGUUUCGGGUCCUGGCAAGCAACAGAAUUGGGACGGGCGAACCCAGCAAGCCUUCCAAACAAGCAAGAACAAAGAGCACCUCUCCGAAGGUCACACCAGCUAAUGUGAGCGGAGGCGGAGGCAGUCGCUCCGAAUUAGUCAUCACAUGGGAGCCGGUUCCAGAAGAGUUACAGAACGGACCGGGAUUCGGCUACGUGGUGGCUUUUCGACCCCACGGCGCUACGGGUUGGAUGCAGGCGGCCGUCCCAUCCCCCGAAGCCUCCAGAUACGUCUUCAAGAACGAGAGCAUCCAGCCCUUCUCGCCCUUCCAUGUGAAAGUCGGAGUUUACAACAAUGAGGGGGAGGGACCCUUUGGACCCGUUAUCACCAUCUACUCUGCUGAGGAAGAGCCUGGCCGAGCUCCCACCAGGGUCCGCGCCAGGAGCCUGUCGGCGGCGGAGAUCGAGGUUUCCUGGAAAGCUCUUCCCUGGAACGCCAGCAAGAGGAGGGUGCUGGGCUACGAGCUGAGGUACUGGAGUCGAAGCGAGCGCGAGGACACGGCCAGCGUCCAGAGGACCGUCGGCAACCAAACGUCCAGCGUCAUCCGGGGCCUGAGGGGCAGCACCUCCUACUACGUCUCCGUCAGGGCGUACAACACGGCGGGGACGGGACCCCCCAGCAGCACCGUCAACGUCACCACCAAAAAGCCGCCUCCCAGCCAACCGCCGGCCAAAGUGAUGUGGAACACCUCCAACUCCAAGAUCAUCGUGAACUGGGAGCAGGUCAAAGCUCUGGAGAACGAGUCGGAGGUGACGGGGUAUAAGGUUCUCUACAAGAAGAACCGGCACAGCCGGCCCAGCGUCAUGGAAACCAACACCACCUCAGUGGAGCUGGCGCUCCCCACCGAUGAGGACUACAUCAUUCAGAUUAAACCAUUCGGAGAGGGCGGGGACGGCAGCAGCAGGCAGAUCACCAUCCCAAAGACGGCAGGCACCAACGCGGUGGGCUCAGCGUCCAAGGUCUCCACCCUGUCGGCCCUCAGCACGAUAGCGCUGUCCUUCACAGCACGGACAUCUUUAUGACAAAUGGCUCCGCACAGCCGCUGCAUCUGACGUGGACACGGCUCUGAAAGUGAAGCCCACUCUGGUGCGACUAAACCCACUCAUUUUAGGCUUUAGAGGCAGAGGGAAGACGCUGGCAGCAAACCUUAACGCUUCGUCAUAGAGGUGACACAUGGAGUCCCCUUCAGCAGGCAGGCCAGGUAAACGAGAUUGACCGAUGUCAUGACUCUGUCGUUACCAAAGCAGCUUUCAUAAGAGAAAAAUAAAGAGAAGAAAUGUCUUAUAUGCAUCUUUUUGUAUGACAUGUCGAGCUUUUAUACAUAUUUUGGUUGGGUUUGAGGUCCGUCGUCAUCUAGAGUUCUGAUGCAGAGGUUUAGGAAUGCUGUCUUCUGGAACAUGAAGUGUAUAUCUCUGCAUUUCAGUAAGCCUGGUAUAGAAAUGUCAGAAGGCCCGGAUUUUCUCUUUGUUUUAUCAACCUUCCGUUAAAACCAGAUCAAGAACGAAAGCGGUUGAUUUUAUUGGACUUAAAUCCAACUGUUAAAGCCUAUUGACAUAUUGAAUUUUUUUUAACGGCCUUUUGACAAAAAAAGUUUAAAACCUUUCUGCAAAAUCGAUGUCAUGCGUUCACGAUGUGUCCGUGUAACGUCCAGUUAUCUCACUCAACUGAACAAAAACACAUCUGCAUUCGACUGGAUUGGUCUAUAGAAACCUGAGCUUCUUAUACAUUGAAGGGAAUAAACACCAGUUUCUUUCUUCGUAUUGACACUUCGACCUUGAAACAAACUGUAACCGUUUGUUUAGUUGGUUUAUAGCAGUAAGUAAACGUAGAAAUUGCGUUUCUGGUUUUCCGAAUAGCCCCUAAAGUCAUGACAUUAAGGUUUUCCACAGGACUUUUUUGUUCAUUUAAAUUCCUAGAAAAAGCUACGAAACUCUGGACCCCGUCACCUGUUGAAUCAACAUUUAUCCCCACAUAAGGGGAAAAGCAAACAUUUUUGUGCUAGUCUGUUUUGCUUUUGUUGCCAUGGAAACACAUGUUGCAAAGGGGUUCAGAAGGUUUUCAAAAUCCAAGUUUAAGUGCUGCUGGUGACAGGCUCCAUUUAGGUGACAAGUCCAUAGCAACCAUUGUGUUUUUUCCUCUUCUGGGGCCAAUACACAUGAGCGCUAACUUUCGUGUCUCUAGAUCAAAGUAUUUUUUUACAUUUUCCAUAGCAACCAAAGUUUAUGCUCGCCUCGACCUCAUGAUUUCCUUGGUUGCAUUGAAUUCCACAUGGAGUUUUUCAGCUUUGUAUCAGAUGCGCUGAAAGAUUCUCUUGAACUCUUCAUAGAAACAUUUCUAGCUUGAUGUCGGUGCAUUGAGUCCUUAUGAGAACUGGACCGAGUGAGGGUGCUGUCACCAAGAGAACGGCUUACAUCCAGUUCCAAUGAACGUAAGGCAUUUAUCGCCUUUUUUGUUUUUCAAUAGCCAGACGUCGUCAGUUAGCAGGAAUUGGUCCAGGUGGAUCUGAUUGUCUCUAUGGUAACCACUCUCGCCAAUCAGGAGUGAGCUUGUUGUAAGUCUACACCCCUAACUCUUGAAAGCAAGGUAAACAAAAUCUAUAAAAUGUUGGACGUGAGUGGCCAGCCGGCACCGCCUACUUUUACUGAGCCGUCGGAUUGGUUAGUUUACGAAAAUAAAUAUCGUGAAAACGAAAUGUGGAUUAGCAAAAACAUGUUAAGCAGAUCAAGAAAAGUUUAUUCUGACAAAUAGAAUGACUGUUAGUUUCUCUGUAGAAGUCUAUGGAGGCCAAGGGGGCCCAUAUGGUUUAAAAGUGGGUUGAAUGGGUUUGUCCGCAAUUUCCAUGGUAGCCUGACCUGUGUUUGUCCACAUUGGCCUAAAUGGACACUCAGUGGGCUGGUAAGCGCAGCCCACUGAGGGAGACUGGCUACGCUAGUCAGGAAGCUAGGCAGGACAGCGUAGCAAGCUCUGCUGUCCAGGGUCCGGCUGGGCUCGGAGGGUCACUGCCCAAGGGCUACCAGAGCAACCAAGUUCCACCUGCCCAGGGGCCAGCAGAGCCACUGAGCAGCAUGAAGUAGUGUAGCCACUGCCCAGGGGCCAGGAGAAUUAACUGGGUCGCUACCCAGGGGAAGGCAGAGCUAGUAGGGUCGCCAACCAGGGUCCGGCAGAUCAACCUUUUUGAUCUGCCCCGUCACCCUGCCAGCUCUGCCGUCCAAUGGCCAGCAGAGCUAACAAGGUCGCCACCCCAGGGGCUGACAAAGUAAGCGAGCGCCACGGCACACGGACCGGAGGAGCUAGAGGGGCGCUGUCCAGGGUCCAGCAGAUCAAGCAAACGCCAUUGUCCUAGGUCUGGCAGAGCUAGCAGGGUCUCUGCCCCAUGUGGUGGUAGAGCAAGCAAGCACAAAGCCCAGGGGCCGUCAAAGCUAGCAGGGUUACCACCCAGGGGCCGUCAAAGCUAGCAGGGUUACCACCCAGGGGCCGGCAGAGCUAGCAAGGUCACUGCCCAGGCUGCUGGUUCUCUGGGCAGUAAAGCCAACGUGGGCAAACACAGGUGGGGCCACCAUUGAAACUGCGGACAAACCCAAUUGGGGCCCACAUUUUCUAUUCACUUUUAAACCAUAUCAGGCCCACUUUGCCUUGCUGGUUGGGUUGGAGCCAGCGGGCACUUCCUAAUUGGAAAAUGGGGGGGCGGGGUCACUCAGUCCAGUUUUCAUAUACAAUCAAUGGAGAAGACAGGGUCCUUAAUGGUUGAGCUUCAGAAAUUGCCACGAAAGUCUAAAUGUCACUGCGACUUUUGAACUUUUGAAAGUUUUUUUUUAGGAACGGUGGAGUUGUGGACCGAGCGGUUGGCGGCGGUGGGAUUUAUUUUUUCACGCCAUAAAGCCGUCGACGAUUGGCCUCAAACCCGGACAGGAAGUUGAAUGGUUGUUGCAGAAGUCGAUGGGAGCCUCCUCUCCCUUUCGGGUUCCUCUACUCUGACCGGACCCCCGCCCCAGCCCUCAUUGUUUUUAGCGUCUCCAGCUAUUCUUUGCCUUCUGUGUGCCUCAUCAUGAGUUCAAAAUCCUCAGGUCCUUAAAGAGCCUUAACUGAUCACAUGUAAAUGACAAACUCGAGCAGCAGCUGCGGUGAUGUUUACAUGCUGCUGUUACCAUAGGAACUGUACAUCCUUUUUGCUCGGGGGAGGGGGUGGGGGGCAGACUGAAUGACAUUCUGCAAUACAUAUGAGGCCUGGUGCGUUUUUUUUUAUAGGUGAACAAAGAUGCUGCUGCUGAUCCUUUCCUUUCUCCCAUCGUCUCCUGACGCCACGCGGGGCUGCGGCCUGUAUGUAGCUUGUAAUCCAGCCGAGUAGUUCGUAGUACUUUGAGGGGGAAGUGUCGCUGGUUCCGCUCCGAGUCGCGCGCAACGUGUAAAAUAGCGGUUUUGUACACUUGGGAUCAUUUAUAUACGAAGAACCUUUCUAAAGAGAUGAUAUACGGGGUUUUUCAGCCUCUGGUUUCAUACUGUAGUGUCGCUCAGCAUGACUGUGCUUCGUCCUCCCGUCCGCCGGCUUCAACCCACCGAAUGGCUUCAGCAGCGCCGGGUCCAUGCAUCCGAUAGGUUUGUGUAUACUGUGUGUGUGUAUACCAUUGUAAGGCCUUUGUCUCUGCUUCUGUCUGAGUCCGCCCCUCUGAGAUCUGCUGAGUCUACUGUCUGUAUCCGCUCCACAGGAGGCUUCCCUCUGUUGCUGUUUGUUGUUUAUACUGUGUGAAUAAAGAUUACAGAUUUGUAGAAGAA